Molecule: messenger RNA, 4178 nt
Organism: Agrilus planipennis (emerald ash borer)
Lineage: Eukaryota; Metazoa; Arthropoda; Insecta; Coleoptera; Buprestidae
Gene: ASPP
Product: apoptosis-stimulating of p53 protein 2
Exons: 10
Coding region: 909-3803 (964 amino acids)
Biological process (GO): regulation of apoptotic process
Cellular component (GO): nucleus
Molecular function (GO): p53 binding
Source: RefSeq, a predicted model, not a curated record
AGUUAAUAUUAACGGCUGUGUAGACUACGUUGCAACCAACGGAUUUUGCCGCCGCAAGUGCUCGAUUUUUGCUCGAAAACACGGGAAGAAAACGGAAUUUCCACUUGCAAACGUUGGAACGCGUGUGUCAUCGUGAAAGUGUCCAGUAAAAAGUUCGGGAAGCGGUCGAAUAGUUGUCGCAAUUUAAUGUAUGUACGUAUAACAAAUAUUCUUCUGUUCAGUUGUUCGUUUCGUUGGUUGGCUAACGCUGCAAAAGCCAAGGCACGAUUUUCGUAGUUGUGAUCCGACCUCGAACAUCAAAUUCCAUCGCAUCGUGAAUUACACGGCGCGUGUAUUUCCUUCGAUAGUGCUGUUACUUCUUCAGCGCACCUGUGGUGCUUACUACUUUUUAUUCUUCACAUCCAUCGUGUUAUUCAAAAUUGCGGUUCCUCUUACUAUAGAUACAUCGCGCCGGUCAACUUCCCUCUCAUUUUCUCUCUCUCAGGCUCUCGCACACGUUUUGUUAACGUGCCUUCUUCUUCGAGUGAUAAGUUUGACAAGGUGCUUUUUUGAACAUUUUGAAUCAUCCAAACACGUCCUCGCUUCUUGUGUUUGUUUAUUGUGAGCGUCCGUUAACCGUUUUACGUUCGAAAUGUGAAUUCAAACGCUAGUGUCCGUUGCGCGAAAGCGUGUCUUCUAAAGUUGGGCAAGUUGUUUUUUAUAGUUGUUGUUUUGUUGUUGUUGUUAUUCUUUCUUCUUCUUGUUGUUGUGCGGUGUUGUUCUGUGCCGUACCCUUUGGAUCGUAUUACUUCGCUUUUAAUCGGAUUACAAUACUUUCACGUGUCUCAUCUGGAUUAUACCAGUAACUGUUACUGGACUACAGGAAAAUUGCUCUUUGUAAAGGGGAACUACACAAAAAAAGAAAUGGUAUGAAGGAGCCCGACCAUUUCGGUGAAACGUUACCGGAAGGGGUGCAGCUGAGUUUAAGUGAGCUGCGCGAGAUGGCUUGUAGACAGCAGGCGCAGAUUGACUCCCAGCAGCAGCUUUUGGCUGCGAAGGAGCAACGACUGCGGUAUUUGAAGGAUCAGGAUGCAAGGCAGCAAAGGGUCCAAGCGGAAACUGAACGCUUAAGAAGACUGAAAGAACGGGUUGACGCGCAGGAACUUAAACUUCGAAAGCUGAGGGCGCUUAGGGGCCAAGUGGACCACCACAAACAAAACAAUAUAUCUCUAACAAGUGACCUUGAAUCAAUAAGAGCCUUAUUCAAUGAGAAAGAAAAGGAACUUUCGUUGGCUGUGGCUAAAGUAGAAGAAUUGACGCGGCAAUUAGAGGAACUACGACGGGGGAGGAAUCAGGAUGACACCCCACCGGCAGCCGCUCUAGAAUUGGAUAAGUUAAGAAGAGAGCUUAUGUAUCGUAAUAAACUGAAUGAGCAGCAAAAUCAGAGGUUGAACCAGCAAAGGGAGGCACUGGCCGCGCGUCAAGAGGAAAUGAGCAACAUCGACAAAAGGAUUUCCGAACUUCAAGAAAGACUGCAUCGUAAGCGGCUUUUGAAUCAACAGUUGGCGAAUCAAAUCAGUGCCGCCUCAAACAAAGCAGCUUAUCAUCAAUUUGCAAGACUUACAGGAAAUGUGGACCAAACAAACCAGUGUUACAACAAGAAGUCUCAGCCACCUAACCAACAACCCCCGAAUGGUUUAUCUAAAAACAACAUCGCAGCCGUUGAACCCUACAAUCACGUUCCCCUUCCAAUAUCCAACAACUACCUUAGAAAUAUCCACUGUGGUAUUCAAGACAACCAACAAACAUAUCACCCAGUUUAUCAACAUAAUCAAAUAAAUGGAGCUGACCAGCAGCAGCAGACGAACAACCACAAGUCGGAGCACAUUAACCAACAACAAGACUCUAAUAAUAAAGGUGCAGCUUUAAAGACGACAGAAGACGGGGUGGAUACGUUAAAGGAAUUUAGCGUAUCAAAGUCGGAUCCAAAAUACCAAACGCUUCCCUACAACACCAAGUUCACUGUUAGCCUUGUAGCAAACCGUACGACCAACAACAUGGACAAUAACAAUUUCAACGAAGGAGCGAAAGACGUCCCAGACGCUGCAGUGCAGCACAUAUCAAGCGCAACAUCGAAUAUAAACCUGCAAAGUCAUCAUAUGACCGUGCAUAGUGCACCUUUGAAUGUCGUCAACAAAAACAUUGCGACCCCCCUGAGUCAAAACGACUUAAUUAAUAAGAAGCACGAAUACCAGUCGUCAAAUGGUAAUAAUUGUGUCUCAAAUACAGACAUUAUAAAAAAUGUUCCUGUAGGAAGCACAGCCUCUUAUUCAAUGCCCAUUCCUACUCUUCACUCGUAUCAGAAACCAAUUAGUAGUGUGGCUCCAACCUCAGUUCAUCAUGCCGGAAAACUAUCGAAUAUUUAUCAAACUUCUUCGAUGAAAGUUCAACCAGUAGAACCACAAACAGUUACUAGUAAUAGCAAACAAUUUCUCUCUCCUCCAAACCAUUUAACCACAACGAUUCAAUCGCCACAAUUAGGAGUUUUAUCGCCGCCCCAAGCCAACAGCACUCCCUUGGGAACACCUGAGGUUUCAUUGGAUAAAUCCAUUAAACCCGCACUACCACCAAAACCUGCCAUAAAACCACCCCCUAGACAAACAACGCAAAUCCAUAACGAAAGCGAUUUUACAACCAAUAACAUCGAAAAACCUCCCGAAGUACAAAAUAUAGAAUUGAGUCAUCGACCACCCCCACCGCCAACAACACAAUCAUCAAAAAGUUUGAACCAGAAAGUUCCUUUGCCUCCUCACGAAAACCAACAACAAACUCAAUAUCAAGCGAGCGAAAACUUGCCCAUAAUUAAAGCAAAACCGCUGCAAAUAAAAAAGCAGCCCCUCAGCGAACAACCAAAAUUGAGGAGUAUGAAUAUGACAGCAAAAACAAACGGGUACCUAGUGAACAAUCGGAGGAUGGAGUUACCUCCGCAAUAUCAUUCUCCUGAAACGACUAAUCACGAUAACAAAUCAAUAGAACUAAUUAAACAUUCAACUCAAGAGGAAGAUAAACAGGGUAGUGAAGAAAUGACAACAUAUAAAGAAAACGACAGUUCUAACAAUAACAAGGAUGAAUUAAAAUCAACCGAGGUCAUUAGGCGAUGUAAAAAGGGCAACUUGAAACAAACAGGCAAAGUAAAUUUGUCGAGAAGGGUUAGUUUUGACCCCUUGGCCCUUUUACUUGACGCCAGUUUAGAAGGAGAACUCGAACUGGUUAAAAAAACUGCUUCCCAAGUACCAAAUCCAAGUGCCGCAAACGAUGAGGGAAUCACGGCAUUACAUAACGCGAUUUGUGCUGGACAUUUCGAAAUCGUCAAGUUUCUUGUCGAAUUUGGCUGUGAUGUCAACGCACAAGAUAGUGAUGGUUGGACACCAUUACAUUGCGCUGCCAGUUGCAAUAACGUGGCAAUGGUCAAGUUUCUUGUUGAGCAUGGAGCUUGCAUUUUUGCUACCACCCUCAGCGACCACGAGACGGCUGCAGAAAAGUGUGAGGAAGAUGAAGAAGGAUUCGAUGGAUGUUCUGAGUAUUUAUACAGUGUGCAAGAGAAAUUGGGGAUUUUGUCUGGGGGUAGUGUGUACGCAGUUUUCGACUAUACAGCGCAGCAACCGGACGAACUAAGUUUUACAGCUGGACAACAACUUACAGUGAUAAGAAAAGGGGAUGAAUAUGAAAGAGAAUGGUGGUGGUGUCGAUUGGACGAUAAGGAAGGAUAUGUACCAAGAAAUCUCCUUGGACUGCAUCCACGAGUCAGUCCACGUGAAGACUAACCGGGACUUUGCCUUUAUAACCAACAGUUAAGAAGUACUAUAAUUGUUUACGUAUCGAUCGGAGGAAUAAAUAUACGAAAAGCCUUUUACACAUUGUAUAUGGCAAUAUAUUUUGUAGUAUGUAGGUUUCGGUAUCAGAAUUCUUUUUCUUUUUAUUUGGAUGCGUGUUUGUAUCGCAUAUUAAAAACAGAAAAAUGAAACAAAACUUUGUUUGUAUGUACCAAUUGUACGUUGUUUAUUUUUGAAAGUAACAAUCGUUUAAUAUAUUUUUCAAAUUGUACAUAUAUAAAUACAGUUGAAGAGCAUACAUUUUAUUGUACAAAUAUUUUUAUGAUAAUAAACAUGAAGAGUUAGUUUUUAUUCUGAAAAGAAUAA